Suillus clintonianus is the source of this 1186-nucleotide messenger RNA. RefSeq lists its product as uncharacterized. NCBI's taxonomy places the organism in Eukaryota, Fungi, Basidiomycota, Agaricomycetes, Boletales, Suillaceae. The record is from RefSeq and is a predicted model, not a curated record. The transcript is spliced from 5 exons. Bases 212 to 1165 code for a protein of 317 amino acids.
GCUGCCAUACGUGUAAUCCUGACUUACACAGGGCUUAUUUCUUCCACAAUAGGAACUUAUCAGACAAACCGGGGGAACCGGUUUCUUCUAUGCUGUGUACCAUCAUUGUCUUGAACUCCGAUGCCAAUCAUCAGCUCUCCUUUACAGGGGGUGAAGCGCUAGCCAUGUAUAAAAGGAUACUUUGCAACUCCCUAGUGUCUCAUCCACAACGAUGCGCCUCUUUUUCAUAGCCGCCUUAGCUCUCUCACAUGCCUAUGCCGUGUUUUCUCAACAGGAAGAGCUCCAUGCAACUUUGACCUGCGAGGAACGUGCUAAGCAAAAGGGCAUGCCCACCGAUUGUUGGAAAGAAGUUUACGACGACGACGGUCACAAAAAGUGCCGUCGGAUAGACAUCCAAGAAAUCUGCGAGGGUGUUGAAUUUAUUGAUGUGGACACCAAGAAGAAGGGGUGUUGUCCAGAUGACACGAAUUUUCUUACAUGGAUUGAUCAGCCUGCGCAUAUAGGCAAGUGCUGCCCGGUCGGGACACACAUGGUUCGCGGCCAGUGCGUCCCAUCGGUCCCAUCCGUAAAUCCCUACCCUCAGACAUGUGGUAAUGGACACGGCGGUGUUGAACCCUCUUGCACGUGCACGAAUAACCCAGUCUGUGGGCACGGCAAAUACCUAGGCAUCAAAUACGGUCACUGCUACAUCCUUUCCUUCUCCGAUGGGCAACAACUCGGCCUCAACCGGGACAAACCUGACUACGUCAAAAACGGCCUCUUCGAUGAUAUCCCCUUCAAAGUCUGCAAAUCGCCCACUGAUUGCUCCAGUGGAGAGGAGGUUGAGAUGGGCCAGUCCUUCUCCCUCCAAGAUCAGCAUGGAUUGUACGACGAUGUACUGGGAACGAAAGGGUGGAUCAAUAACGCCUUUGGUGGCCACUCGAUGUUCACCCCCAAUGGCAACGAAGCCGGGAAAUUCAAUGGUAUCCCGACUUGUGCCGGCGGUGAAUGCGCUCUUCAACUGCGUGGUGGUCCCAUUAACACUGCGUUGAAAUUUACUUGCCCGACUGACACGCCCUCAGUUUCAAGCUACGGCAACCCUAAAGUCGGCACGAAACUUCGCUUCUCUGAGGUGACAUGCGACGACUAUGAGGUUCCCCCCACUUCUGGUAUUAACCAAAACUGAGGCUGGAAGGAAAUUCGGGAC